This is a messenger RNA of Equus quagga, 2980 nucleotides long. RefSeq names its product leucine-rich repeat-containing protein 49-like. The record is from RefSeq and is a predicted model, not a curated record. The transcript has 18 exons. Lineage: Eukaryota; Metazoa; Chordata; Mammalia; Perissodactyla; Equidae. The coding region runs from base 174 to 2543 and encodes 789 amino acids. Gene Ontology annotation, molecular function: protein binding.
UGCGCUAACGGCUGUGUUGGCCGGUUGAUUUGGGAGAGGACCAGACCGGAAACGGUAGUUUCCAUGGUAACCCCUGAGCGGGUUACCUGGGAGAUGACCCCUUUCGGCCUCUGAAUUUCUGCUGUAGCGUCGCUUCUAAGGCAGAUCCCACAGAUCUUGGACUGUCUCCUACCAUGAUUCCUGGGAAAUACCGCUCCGUUUCUGGCCGGGCUACGAACAACGUGAACUGUGGGCUUCAUCUGGUUAUUCAAACAUCAUCGCUUCCUGAAAAAAACAAAGUUGAAUUCAAGCUACAUAAAGAAACACCAUCAUUCCCUGGUCGACUCUUACAACAUGACCUUGAAAGAAACUACUCAAGUAGGCAAGGAGAUGGAAGAGUAAUAAGCCCUUCGCCUCGUAAUAAAUCAUCAUGCAUCUCAUCCACAACAAACGUGACAGAACUAUGUGGGCUGGAAAUGAAAACUACCACGAGCUCCUUAUCAGCAUUUGGAGAUUCUUCCAUUCAGACACCUUCAAAGUCCAGAAUCCGGCAGGGCUGUCAUAGUGCUGGCCCCAAUGUAUCUGGUGAUCAUAUUAAUUUGGUGAGCUCAUCAAUGCCAUCAUUUCCUAUUCUCCAACGUUCUUCUGAAGAGAAAAUUCUUUAUUCAGACAGGUUGACCCUAGAAAGGCAAAAGCUGACUGUAUGUCCUAUCAUCGAUGGGGAAGAACACCUUCGUUUGUUGAAUUUUCAACACAAUUUUAUAACUCGGAUCCAAAAUAUUUCUAAUCUGCAAAGGCUAAUAUUCUUGGAUUUAUAUGAUAACCAGAUUGAAGAAAUUAGUGGGCUUUCUACUCUGAGAUCCCUCCGGGUCCUUCUGUUGGGGAAAAACAGAAUCAAGAAAAUCUCAAAUCUGGAGAAUCUAAAAAGCUUAGAUGUCUUGGACCUUCAUGGAAAUCAGAUUUCUAAAAUCGAAAAUGUCAGUCAUUUGUGUGACUUGAGAGUUUUAAAUCUUGCCAGAAACCUUUUAAGUCAUGUUGAUAAUCUUAAUGGGCUGGACUCACUAACUGAACUUAACCUGAGACAUAAUCAAAUCACUUUUGUGAGAGAUGUGGAUAAUUUGCCCUGCCUCCAACGUCUGUUUCUCAGCUUCAACAAUAUAUCUACUUUUGAGAGUGUCUGCUGCCUUGCUGACUCUACAUCUCUCUCAGACAUCACUUUUGAUGGCAAUCCAAUAGCUCAAGAGUCAUGGUACAAACACACUAUCCUUCAGAAUAUGAUGCAGCUGCGCCAGCUAGAUAUGAAGAGAAUCACGGACCAAGGCCUUCAAAGUGACCCCAUCUGGAGCUUUGCAGAUUCUGUAGCAGAAGUGAGAGAGAGAAUAGCUAUAUCAUACCUGGUCUUUGAAAGCUUCCACUUGGAAGAAGAAGAAAGGCGUAUGGCGUCUGUUAUAGCCAAAAAAGAAGAAGAGAAGAAGCGGGAAAGUCAAAAACAAUCACUGCUUAAGGAGAAGAAAAGGUUAACAAUUAACAACGUAGCUCGAAAGUGGGACUUGCAACAACAUCGAGUAACCAGUAUUGCUGCAAAUCAAGAUAGAAAAGAUUCUGAUUCUCCUUCUCAGGACCCCUGUCAAGUUGAUGGAAGCACCAUCUCUGCAUUUCCAGAAGAAACAGGGUCUCUGGACUCGGCGCUCAGCAAUGCUUUACAAGGUUUAUCUGUCACAGACACACACCUUGUUGAAGUGGAUGGGGACACGCUUUCCCUGUAUGGCUCAGGAGCGCUGGAGUCCCUGGAUCGGAAUUGGAGCGUUCAAACAGCAGGAAUGGUGACAACAGUGUCCUUCACUUUCAUAGAAUUUGAUGAAAUCGUCCAAGUGCUUCCCAAACUGAAGAUCAAGUUUCCCAAUUCUCUGCACCUUAAAUUCAAGGAAACAAAUCUUGUAAUGCUGCAGCAAUUUAAUGCACUAGCACAACUCCGUCGCAUUGACCAGUUGACAGUUGAUCCUCAAGGAAAUCCAGUUGUCAGUUUCACACUCUGGAAAUACUAUGUACUGUUUAGGCUGAGCCAUUUUAGUAUGCAGAAGAUAAAUGGAACAGAGGUGACACAGAAUGAUAUGAUAAUGGCUGAAAGGCUCUUUGGAAUCCUAGCACAUGUAGCAUCUUCUGAGUUACCCCAGUACCGUCUGAUUUCAAUUCUGGGUGAUGCCAGGAAGAAGCAGUUCCGGUAUCUGCUAGAAACCAAAGGGAAAAAACCUGGUAUUGUCAGUGAAGAAAAUAAUGAUAGCAAAAGACUUGUAGGAGAAAACACAAAUCGUGCUACACUUAAUUAUACCACAAGAGACUUUUAUAAUGAAAAGUUAGAGGAAAUAAAGGAAAAAAAGAAAUUCUGCAAGAUGUAUAUUGAGGACCUUGUGAAGGAAGCCACAGAGAUCAACAUGAAAAAUGAGGCUUUGCAGAAGCUUUGGCCACAAAUGUUCAUUGAGCUUGUUAGGGAUGCAGUCAUAGAAAUCCGCAACAAAAGCUCCUACAUGAAGCUUUGCCUGCAGCAGAUAACUGACCAAAAAUAGAAAUGACUUGUAGUUACAGUUGAUUUUAGCAGUUUUAUGUUUUUCAAGGUUGAAAAUACGUAGGUUAAACAUGUUAAAACAACAACAACACUAUCCUACAAACUAGAAAGACUAGCAUCAAGCCAUUAUUGCCUACUGUUCUCAUAAGUAAAGGUUAGGAAGGAAAGAAAGAAAGAGAGCAAGAAAGGGAGGGUUAAUUUCCUCCAUAUGUUGACCAGACCACCUUUGGGAACUAAGCAGUCUGCAGAGAUCGCCUGGGCCUUGCAUUAGCACUGCAUUUUCAGUUCUUGCUCUGACUGGUGCCCCUGCUGGAGCCCAAAGCACUCAGUGUUUGCUCAUGUUCAGCAUGAGUUGCUUUUACCUACUUUCAGCUGGAAAUUUCCAAUUGUUUGCCUUUUUAUUUUAUGUCAUGAUUUCAAAGCCAAAAAUAUGUUCUU